AUGCAGCAGAACAAGCGCCUCAGAGAAUGGAAGGAGCUGGCUGCGUUUGAGAGAAAGCGCCACUCCUCACUAGAGAGGGCUUCUGAAGUGGCGGCACAGACAGCAGAGGAACGGCAGCCUCAGAGGGAUCUGCUGAAGGAAGCGGUUCCUCUGGCUGUGCCAAAGGUUUGCCGGCGGCAGCGGCCAGCCCACAGGGGCCUGGAGAAGGUGCUCCAGGAGUUCUCUCGCCAAGGGCACACCCUGUCCCAGGUGUGCAGAGAGAAGGCGGUGCUGGCGCAAGAGAACGCUGCCCUGGAAGCCCGACUGGCAGCCACGGAGCGGGACCUACGAGGCCUUUCAGAGCAGCUGGCAGAGGCCAGGUCGGAGAAGGAGAGCCUGCAAAGCAGCCUGCUGGAGGCUCAGCAGCGCAUAUCGGAGCUGGAGAUGGCCAGGAGCCGUGUGGAAGCCCAAGUGCGCACGGCCACGCAGGCCAAGGAGGCGAUACUGGAGGACGUGAGGGGCCUUCGUCGUGAGCUGCUGGCUGUAAGAGCUCUCAGCCAGCAGCAAUGUGAAGACAUGGCUGAGCAGCUCCGCUGGGCAGAAGAGCAGUGCGGCAAGGCUCUGAGACUCUGGCAAUCUGCUCAGGAAGAGGAGAAAAGGAAGCUGGUGCAAGAACUGCAGAGACAAGUGGACCAACAACAUGUGAAGGCUCGGGAGCAGCUGGAGGAACGGGCUAACUUCCUGGCACAGCUCCUGCAGGAAGAGCAGCGUCAGAAGGCUGCUCUGUUAGCCAGGGUGUGCCAGCUGCAGAGAGAGCUGAGCCAAAAGGAGCAGCUGAGGCAGGAGCUGACUGAGGAGCGGGAGAAUGGGCAGUCCUCAGAAGAGGGUGAAGUGUAA
Molecule: messenger RNA, 876 nt
Organism: Passer domesticus (house sparrow)
Lineage: Eukaryota; Metazoa; Chordata; Aves; Passeriformes; Passeridae
Product: rootletin-like
Exons: 8
Coding region: 1-876 (291 amino acids)
Source: RefSeq, a predicted model, not a curated record